Molecule: messenger RNA, 1495 nt
Organism: Toxorhynchites rutilus septentrionalis
Lineage: Eukaryota; Metazoa; Arthropoda; Insecta; Diptera; Culicidae
Product: 4-hydroxyphenylpyruvate dioxygenase
Exons: 3
Coding region: 220-1365 (381 amino acids)
Biological process (GO): L-tyrosine catabolic process
Cellular component (GO): Golgi membrane; endoplasmic reticulum membrane
Molecular function (GO): 4-hydroxyphenylpyruvate dioxygenase activity
Source: RefSeq, a predicted model, not a curated record
UUAACCGCAUUGCGAGCAGGAGCGCUUUUCCAUUUUCUAAACGUGUGAUAUUUUAACGGUGCAUUUUUCAUAUCACUUUUGAUAUCAGUGCUGGAUAAUUAGUGGAAAUAUAUUUAGUUAGUUGGCUGUACUCCAGAGAGUGGAAGAAAGUGUCACACGCUGAAGUGUCGUUAGCUAGCGUAUCUUAAGGAAUAUUUCACCUUAAUCGGCUGCUGAACAAUGACAACCUACACCGAUAAGGGUCCCAAGCCGGACGGCGGGAAGUUUCUCUGCUUCGACCACAUCACUUUCUACGUAGGCAAUGCAAAGCAAGCGGCCAGCUACUACACUACCCGGAUGGGUUUCGUCGAGCUUGCCUACCAAGGGCUGGAAACCAACAGUCGGCAGCUAGCCAAAUACGCGGUGCGACAAAACAAAAUCGUUUUCGUGUUCGUAUCUUCCUAUGAACCGGGCAACGAAGAGUUGGGAGCCCAUCUGGUUUGCCACGGGGACGGUGUAAAGGAUGUCGCCUUCGAAGUUCAGGAUCUGGACGUCAUUGUAAAGCGCGCGCUGCAGCGUGGCGCCGUAAUGGUUCGUGAUACCUGGGAGGAGACAGAUGAGUUCGGAACGGUUCGAUUCGCUACUGUAAAAACUUACGGCGAUACGCAGCAUACGUUUGUCGAUCGGAAGAACUACAAAGGACUGUUCUUGCCCGGCUGGAAACCUCCGAUGUACGAUGAUGUGCUGGCGAAGGCAUUGCCUCCGGUUGAUUUGGAUUUCAUCGAUCACGUGGUGGGAAACCAACCUGAUCUUCAGAUGGAAUCAGUUGCCAGUUGGUACGAGAAGGUGCUUAUGUUCCAUAGAUUCUGGUCCGUCGAUGAUAGCCAAAUUCAUACCGAAUACUCCGCGCUACGUUCGAUCGUAAUGACGAACUAUGAGGAGACCGUAAAGAUGCCUAUCAAUGAGCCCGCGAACGGCAAGAAGAAAUCCCAAAUUGAAGAGUAUGUGAAUUACUACGGCGGAGCGGGAGUUCAACAUAUCGCGUUGAAUACGAGCGACAUUAUAAAAUCGAUUCAAAAUCUGCGCGCGAGAGGAAUGCACUUUUUGUCCGUUCCGGAUACGUACUAUGAUCAGCUGCGGGAGCGACUGAAGAGCAGUGGUGUUAAAAUUAAGGAAGACAUGGAUGUGCUGCAGAAGCUGAACAUUCUGAUCGAUUACGACGAAAAUGGUUAUCUCCUGCAAAUAUUCACCAAGAACAUGCAAGAUCGUCCGACACUUUUCCUGGAGGUUAUACAGCGACAUAAUCAUAAUGGUUUUGGGGCAGGCAAUUUCAAAGCAUUGUUUGAGGCAAUCGAAGCGGAUCAGGAGAAGCGAGGAAAUCUGUAAUUGAUUGCUUCCAAUUGCCUCUGGUGGUAUAAAAUGAGAUAAGUUAAGGAACGAUUGUUUUGGAUUUGAUUUAUUUAGUCAUUGAUGUUAUGAUGUAUAUACAACAUGUGUCCUAAUUGUAUUUAUCUUC